AUGCCUUCCUUUUCCACAGCCACCACACUGAAUCUAAAUUCCCCGCCUUCGCAGAAGCUAACGCGCAGCCAAAAGCGCAGGCGGAAGCGAAAGCAAAAGAAAGAACAAAAGCGAAAAGCGAAACAAAGGCAAGAAACUACGCGGAAGCCCGAUGACGGAGCCUUCGGCCACCUACCACACUGCAUCUUCUGCAGGAUCUCCGCAUUCCACAAAUUGCACACCAAAGAAUGCUGCAAUGAGCUCCAAAAGCGCUACAAGCGCUGCGUAGAAAAGCAGCCUCUUAAGACCAUUAAGAAACACUGGGUCCCUAUCAAGAGAAUGUCAGUCUUCUUCCCGAUAUUCGGGGUAUCAGAAUACGUCAUGGUCUGGGCCCUGCGAUUCUGGGUGCUCUCGGGGUACGAGGAAAAUGAGCAUAGACUGCUGUACAUGGCGAUAUUCUUUGCGGCGUGCGCACCGCUAUCCGCCUGUCUAGGCUUCAUCUCCGCAGGUCUCUACUACCUCUGGAAAUGGAAGAAGGAAGAUGAAAAACAAGCUCCCAAGGGAGCAGAAGCUGACACCUCGACCUGGACGGGAAGGUAUGAGGAUCUGGAAAGAGUGAUCGUGCAGCCUGUCCAGCAGUCACCCACGGUCGUUGUUACACCAACGCGGCAGCCCGAGCCUGCGCUUACACGGCUAUGGAAAGGUGUGAGUGGGAAGUGGCAGACGGGGUAUGAUGGGAGGGAGCAGCGGGCUGUGCUGUGGGAUGCCGACAUAGAGGGGAGCGAGAUGAGGGAUUGGAAUGCACAGGCGCGUGAACAGCAAGAACAGAGAUGGCCGGGGCCAAGAGAGGUAGCAGAGGACAAUCAUGGAACCGUGAGUAGGCUCACGACAUGGCCAAUUAUACACCCUGGGGGUUCAGUGUAUAACUGA
Molecule: messenger RNA, 909 nt
Organism: Trematosphaeria pertusa
Lineage: Eukaryota; Fungi; Ascomycota; Dothideomycetes; Pleosporales; Trematosphaeriaceae
Exons: 1
Coding region: 1-909 (302 amino acids)
Source: RefSeq, a predicted model, not a curated record